AUCCCUCAUUUAUCUUUUUAAGUUCAAAUAACAUUUACUAUUAUGUAUAACGAAAGUGUUAAAGUAAACAGCCUAAAAAGCAUAAAAUAGCACCCAGAGCUCCUGCCACUUUGCUUGAUCAAGCUAAUUAGCUUUAUCAGGCUAGUGGAGUGCAAACAUGGUGGACCCUAGACGACACGAGCCAGCCAUGAGGAGCAUUUCUGUCCAUCUCUGUGGUGUGUUGCUGCUUUUGGACUUACCUCUCAGUGUUCCCAGUCCACCGCCAAUAGGAUCAUUUCAGACCAAAUGUCUCGACCGCCACUUCUGGCUUUCCAUGAAGUCCAGCCACCUUGGCCAGAUGGUCCAGUUUAAUUUUGAAGACCAGUAUGGAGUCCACUCCCUGUCCCCACUGGAGGCCGCGCUCUGUGGCUACACUGUCCUGAUCACCGAUGCAGGAGACCUGGUGUUCCGAGCCUCCUUCCUGGCCUGUCAUGUGAACAGUCAGGCAUGUGCAGCAAACCGUGCAGCUUUCACUGUAGAAUUAGUCCUCAUGCACAUUUCCUUGUUUCUCCUUUUCAGAUGGGUUCAGACUAUUACCUGCGUCUCUGGGUUGUGCACGUAAAGGAGGAUGCAAAGGUGAUGGGGUUCCCCCUACAGCUCCACUGUCCUCUGCAGGAGGCGUGGAGCUCCAGGGAGAUCGUCUGCGAGGAGAAUUACAUGGAGGUGUCCAUCCAACUGUCCAUCCUCCCUCUUUCACCCCAAAAUAAGAAGAAUGAAGUUAAAUCUGCAGACAUGGCCAUCAUGUUCCAUAACGCCAACCGGACGGCAAAGGAAGCUGUGGUUUUGUCCCUCAGAGAAGCUGCUGCUCUGAGCUACUACAUCUCUCUGCAGACGUCCCGGUUCUCGCUCCGCUGUCCCUACUCGUCUCUGCUGUCAGUCUUUGUCAAGGAGAAUGGAGUAGACAUGGAGAUUGUAAGAGCUUCCACCUUGUUCAGACUCGAAGACAAGGUGCUGGCUGUGGACACCUCUGUUGCCUGUGUUCUCAAUGAAGCCACAGCUGAUGGUUCUGACCUGCUCUGGACAGUCCCUUAUUUCAUCCCUCCCUUAGUUCACGGGGAGUCUAGGGACAGAGGCGUGAGCGUCAGAGUGAACAAUCAGGCUCUGAGAGACGAGAGCGGUUACAGGAUCAGCUUGCAGGAGGGGCGAGCAGAGCUCAGGGUUUCUGCAGGAGCUCUGGGUGGACACGUCCAGAGCAGUGUUGUGAGGGGACAGUACAGUCAGUCCAUGUCAGUGGAUUUGUUCUUCAUGACGCAGUGGGAGGAACAACGGUGGCCUCUCACCCAGCAUCGCUCCUUCAGGCUCCUAAAGACCGCUGUCGUCCCACAAAAUCUCAUCCUGAUCAACAACACUCCCUUUUUGGAUUCCAACUUGUCCAAAGAUCAGUUUUCAGUCUCUUUGGGCUUCUUCGCCUCUGAUGUUCUCCUCCAGAAGGUGACGGUUGAUGGCGGUGGUGACCUUUUAAAGUGGACCCAAAACCAAAGCCAGACAGACCUUGGGGUGUCCAGGUUUCUUCUCUCCAAUGGGAGUUUCUUCUACCAGCUCAAUAUUUUGUUGUCGCACCCUAAAGUAAUCCCAGAGCACAUAGGUGAAGGGUUCAAGACCUACAGCUUCACUUUCAUCUUUACCCUGUCUGUCACGCCCAGUGGAGAGGUGUUUUACCACCAUGCUGCUCUGAAGCAUCAAGUCAAAUAUUCAGAACUGGGAUCCCCCAGGCUGGAGGGGAAGUGUACCGAGAGCAGCCUGUUGGUGCUGCUGCACCACGGGGCCCAUUCGGAUCUGCAGUGGGACCUCUUCCUCGGAGGCCAUAGGCUGGACUGGGAUCUGUUGAUGAUGGGUGGAUUCAAGAUGGAGGUGGAGGAAGACUACUUGACUGUGAUGAUUCCUUUCUCCAGCCCUGUGAUGAUCUACGAGAAGCUGUCAUUGGGAGGUCUGGUUGGUGGAGUUAACGUGUCGGUCGUGGAAGCCGAUUCCAUGAUAGAACAUGACCGUCUUGUCCAUAAAUGCACCUUCCCUGCUAGAGAACUUCUGGCCUGUUUGCCAGAGGGUAGGAUGGCUGCCAUAGUUGACACCACCCACACCAUCCCGCCCAUCCAGCCCAACAAAACCACUUUACGUGAUCCUGAGUGUGUUCCCAUGGAGACAGACAGCGCCAGAGCCCUUUUUGUCUUCAGCCUCAACUCCUGUGGGACAACUGUCACUGUCAAAGGAAAUCUGCUGGUUUAUGAAAAUCAGAUCAGUUACGCUCAAGACCUUCUGCCUCUGGACGGUCCUGUCAUACAUAGAGAUGCUCCAUAUAGGCUGACAGUCCAAUGCCAGUACCCAACAAACGAUACGAGUAUUUCAUCCAUUCAGCAUCAUCAGCAUCAACGUUUCAGCCAUCAGAGCCCAACGAGCACGUAGCGAAGCUGCCAAUCAACGCUUGUUUGUGUAAAACUAUGAUUUUGUUAAAAUAGGGUUCAAGUAUAAGAAAGAUGUUGAUAAACUUCAUAUGUUUGUAUAUACUCUUUAUUGUAUGCAUUGUAUAGGUUUGUGAGCAUGUGAAAAGUUUGGGCUUUGUUUAUUAUUCUGCACCAGAACACACAUUUGCAUCCAUAAACCCAUAAAUAUA
This is a messenger RNA of Nothobranchius furzeri (turquoise killifish), 2647 nucleotides long. RefSeq lists its product as uncharacterized. The record is from RefSeq and is a predicted model, not a curated record. NCBI's taxonomy places the organism in Eukaryota, Metazoa, Chordata, Actinopteri, Cyprinodontiformes, Nothobranchiidae.